ACAGUUUGCUGAUUCGAAAGUGAAGCAAUAUAGGAUCCAUUGGAAAUGCGUUCAAUAAUUUUCGCUGUAGGUUUUCUGGCGUUGCUAGCCGUAUGCGCUUGCACACCAGUAGAAUCGGACGUGAUCCAGCACAUACCAUUAAAAGCAGGAGCAACACCAUCAGUUACAGGCAGAGAUGGUGCGGAAUCUGGUGUUGUGGCAGACGCCUAUGGUGCUUCUAAUGAAAAACAAACGCACGAGAGAGUAAGACGGAGUAUUGGUGGUGAAGAGAGCGAUUUGAUUCCAGCAGCCAAUGAUGUGGAUGCAUCUCCGUUUGGUGAAACAUCACAGUUGGAAGGCAGAGGUCGUAUUCGUGUAUUACCAGCUUUCCUUGGUUGAAAAUUAAGUGUACGCGAUCAGGACGGAAACGAUUAUUGUUUUAAUUAAAAAAAUGGCAUGAAGAUGUACUGGUAUUUUAAGCAUUAUUAAAGAAAUAAAAAAUACAAUUAUCUAUG
Diatraea saccharalis (sugarcane borer) is the source of this 494-nucleotide messenger RNA. Lineage: Eukaryota; Metazoa; Arthropoda; Insecta; Lepidoptera; Crambidae. The record is from the annotation of a GenBank genome assembly.